This is a messenger RNA of Chaetomium fimeti, 1474 nucleotides long. RefSeq lists its product as uncharacterized. The transcript has 3 exons. Bases 115 to 1326 code for a protein of 403 amino acids. The record is from RefSeq and is a predicted model, not a curated record. Lineage: Eukaryota; Fungi; Ascomycota; Sordariomycetes; Sordariales; Chaetomiaceae. Gene Ontology annotation, molecular function: oxidoreductase activity.
UCCACGGCCAGCUGCAGCUCAGCGCCAGAGGUGAAUGCAGGAUAGGUUGGACAAGCCCGAGGGAUAGUCUGCGUGCGUAUAAGGAGGGAUGCUUCCCCCAGCAACCCACCGUCAAUGAAGGGAGUGAGUGCGCCGCCACAUUUCCAUACCAGAAAAUAUCUCAAGAUGAAGCCCGUUGCUUUCUUGAUUAACGUGCUAUCCCUGAGCGCCCUGGCCAGUGCUGCGCCCGGCAACGUUGCUAAUGGCCAUGAUGCCGAGGCUGUGGCAUCCAAACAGAUUGCCCAUCUCCAAAGGGAGUACCAAAAGUACAUCCACGCAACCCUAAAGACCCGUCAGACAGGUUGCACCAAGAAGAACAUCCUCCGGCGCCGAGAAUGGGGCGCGCUCUCCAAAGCGGACCGCCGCUCCUACAUCGACGCCGUCUACUGCCUGCACAACAACCACACCUUCAUCACCCCGCCGACCACCAUCCCCGGCGUGCGCAACCGCUACGACGACUUCGUCGGCAGCCACAUGCUGCUGACCCCCGCCGUGCACGCGUCGGGCCUCUUCCUGCCCUUCCACCGCUUCUACGUGCACCUGUACGAGACGGCCCUGCGCACCGAGUGCGGCUACCGCGGCGCCCAGCCCUACUGGGACUGGACGCUCUCCUACACCGACCCGGCCGCGUCCUCCGUGCUCGACGGUUCGCCCUGGUCCAUGGGCAGUAAUGGUGUUUAUGUCCCCGGCCGCCCGCCACUGUCCGUCGCCGGGCCGGCGCUGACCCGCACUUUCCCGCCUGCGACGGGCGGUGGUUGUGUUCAUUCGGGCCCGUUUACGGAGGACCGGUUUACGGUUAACCUUGGACCCGUGUCGUUUGAGCCUGCUGCGCCGGAGGGGGGGUUCGGGUAUAACCCGCGCUGUCUGGUCCGGGAUGUGAGUCCGGCUUUUGCGGGCGACACCCGGCCGACGAAUGUCACGGCCUUGCUGGGCUGUGCGGAUCUGGCGUGUUUUAAUGUUCAGCUCGAUGAGCCACAGGGAGGUGUGCACGGCUCCGGGCACUUCCAGGUGGGCGCGAUUGCGUUGGAUGUGUUUGCCAGCCCGGCGGAUCCGAUCUUUUGGCUGCAUCAUGCGCAGAUGGACAGGCUGUGGACCAUCUGGCAGAACUUGGGGGAUCCGCGGGAUAGGACGUACCAAGUUUGGGGAACGGAGACGGCGGCGAACACGCCCCCGAGUGACAAUGUCACCCUGGACACGGCGGUGCCGUUUGGACUGCUCUCCCCUUCUAAACCUGUUAGGGACCUUGUGUCGACGAUUGAUGGACCGCUCUGCUACAUAUAUGAGUAGAGAGGGCGGCAACUAGUGGUUGGGAUAUCCUGGCCCGCCAGGAGUUGAAUCCGGCUACCCACGGACGUUGGAGUCACAAUCCAAACGAGAUAGAAAACCAGGUAUCGUCAUGAUUUGCCAAGCUACCUCAGACAAUGAAUAUCCAAAA